AUGGAGAGAGUAUGCCAGGAAGGUAUAACUGUAAAUGGCCAUAAAGUUACGGUGACUAUUAAGUGUUUUAUCUGUGAUUCCCUGGCAAGAGCUUUCAUCAAAGGAACUGCUUACUUCAAUGCACAACACGGUUGUCAGAAGUGUACAACUGUCGGUGAAUACUCGUACAUAUCUCAUACGAACUAUUUUCCUCUGACAGUAUGUCCUCCAAGAACCGAUGAAGACUUUCGCAACAAAAAAUACGGAUCGCAUCACAAGAACGAUACUCCUCUGUUGAGGCUCAACAUAGACAUGAUAAAGGAUUUUCCAAUCGGAGAUUCACUGCAUCUUGUAGACUUGGGAAUUAUGAAAAAGCUCUUGUUGGGAUGGCGAGAUGGGAAAUUCGGCAAAAUCAAUACCAAGUGGCCUGCCAAUGUCACAACUGAUCUUUCCAAAAGAUUACUUCAGCUUAGACUGCCUCGUGAGAUCCAUCGAGCGGUUCGUGGCCUAGAUUGUGUAGGUCAUUGGAAAGGUCUCGAGUUUCGUACAUUUUUACUCUAUGUAUCAAUUGUUGUUCUCAAGCCAAUUCUCUCGUCAGAUGUGUAUGAACAUUUUCUUUCCUUUUUCUGUGCUGUUACUAUAUGCUCAUCAGAAAGUCAUACUCACCUUUUGAAAAUUGCCCACAUGUUAAUAAUGCACUUUCUGGACCAUUUCAAAGAUUUUUACGGAGAAGAUUAUAUUUCUAGCAACGUACAUAAUCUAAGUCACCUAGUAGAUGAUGUUGAACGGUUUGGUAUAUUGUCAAAGUUCAGCGCGUACCCUUUCGAAAACAAACUUUUCCAAAUUAAGAAUCUCAUCAGAUCUGGUAGAAAACCGCUCUCACAAAUUGCUAAACGAUUAAGUGAAAUGAAUAAAAUUUCGAAAAACAUUGAUCUAAGUAACGAUAAGAACCAUUUGUCACCUGUGCUAAGGAAAGAGAUGACAGAUUUUGAUGUUAAGGAUAAUCCACAAUUCGUUGAUAGUGAAACCAGGGCAUAUAAGCAAAUUGAGUUAAACAGUUUUACAUUGAGCAAUGAUUUUACGAACCAGUGGUUUUUAACAAAAUCAAACGAAAUUGUAGGUAUGAAUACCGCGUUCAAAAAUGGAAGAGAGGAAGUGAAAAUCAAAGGCAGUUGCUUGCGGCAACUUAAUCCAUUUUUCAUAACACCUAUACAAUCUAAUGUGUUGCAUAUUUAUCGUUCACUGCGUUCAGAACAUGAUACCAAAUUUUAUAAUUUGUCUGAUAUAAGGUGCAAAAUGGUAGCUAUUCCUUUGGAUUCUACAGUGGAUACAGUAUUUAUUCCAUUAUUGCACACUCUACCUUGCUGACUUACAAAAAAUCACAAUCAUUUGAGGUCCUUGUAUUUGUGAGAAUAUAUGCAGGAGAAAUAAAUAUAAGUGACACAAGCAUAGCAGUUUAAAACAAAGGUUUUUUAUUGUCUACAUUCGAUGUACCUGUUCAGCACACAUCUUCACUUCCCAUUUCCGGAUAUAGUUUUAGAAUUACAAAAAUCAAACGAUUUUGUGAUGGUGCGCCGGAUAGCUUCUGCUUUUCCUACGUCUCGUACGGAGCAUUUUGUAGUGUCGAUAUUUGAAUUCAAGGUGUAGUCGUCUUAUGUAAGCCAUCAACACCACAUUCAUGCAAAACAUUGAAUGAGCACAAACAUCGAGUGUAAUAACAUUUCUCAUUCAUUAUUAAUCCUCGAGUAACACAGGAACUGCUUACUUCUUCUCGUGCGUAAUUCACAACGAAUGCACAAACCAGCAAUAGCUUCUGUAAUCCAGAUUUGAUGUUACAAAUACAAUCCUUACUCGUAGUACAAUCUAGAUGACAUUCGACCCGAACCUGAUGC
Armigeres subalbatus is the source of this 1871-nucleotide messenger RNA. RefSeq lists its product as uncharacterized. The transcript is spliced from 2 exons. NCBI's taxonomy places the organism in Eukaryota, Metazoa, Arthropoda, Insecta, Diptera, Culicidae. The record is from RefSeq and is a predicted model, not a curated record. The coding region runs from base 1 to 1347 and encodes 448 amino acids.